AUGUUGUCUCGCAAGACGAAUGGAGCUCUCACAGCAGCUUACCAUGCAACCAACCUCCUCACCUUCUACGCGGUGCUCAAGGACGUCGGUCCCACGCCGUACAUGGACGAACUGAUCCAUAUACCUCAAGCUCGCGCAUAUUGUAGAGGAGAUUUUGGUUUCUGGGAUCCGGCGUUGACGACUCCACCCGGGUUGUAAGUAGCCUCUGUUUCACUAAGUGUAUUCAAUUUUGAGAGGGGGGAUGUGGGGAUUGAGCCCCGCAGGAGGGGCCACUGUGUUCGCUCGAAGGGGAGGUGUUCAAAUUUGCUGACUUUUGGCUCCUCAACGCAUGCUCAAGAUACCUCAUAUCGGCCAUUCCAGCCUACCUCAUCGCUCCGCUGCGGCCAUACCUCUGCUCGACCGCCGGUCUACGCGCCGUCAAUUUUCUCUUCCUCAGCUAUCUACCUUACGUGGUAUCCGGACUCCUUGAAACACUUCAAGAAGAUACAUCGACACAGCAAAAGGUCAAAGGAAAUAAACCGGCUAUCGAGACGACAACCAUACGCGGUCUAAGCCUCAGCUCAGAAGCAAUUUUCAUCGCCACAUUCCCGAUCGCUUGGUUCUUCGGGUACCUCUACUAUACCGAGACGGGGUCCCUCGUCCUCGUGUUAUUGGCUCAUUCGUUUGCGCUCAAAGGAGAAUGGCUCAAGUCAGCCCUGGUCAGUAGAUGUUGAUGAGGAUCUCUCGGAGGUCUUCGUUCGCCUGACCGGUCGCAUUCUUCAAAUCGAACAGGUCGGAGCCGCCUCCCUCACGUUCCGUCAAACCAAUAUUUUAUGGAUUGCCUUCGUCUCCGCUUCCACAAUCAUUCGUGUUCUUUCGCGCCAAAAAGCCAAGAGACCACUCAAGAACCCACUCUUGGCGAACACCAACCUCGGUAAGCUUCAUACCUCCUCAAUAUCGGAAAUAAUAAGCCUCGGCCGCUGAUGCAGCAAACCGAGGACUCGUACUUGGCAACAGCCGAAAUUCCCUCUUCAGCUAUAUCAGUGGUGGAUCUUGGUCUGCGGUCCAUUCCUCAACUCCUGCCGAUCAUCUUGUCGUACCUGCCCGUCUUUUUGGGCGCGGCUGCGUUCAUCAAGUGGAACGGAGGUGUCGUCCUCGGUGAGUCUAUGGGCGUCUUAUGGCCACGGUUUCAGUGAAAGGCAAUCUCAUUUUUCACGACCAUCAACAGGGGACAAGGCGAACCACGUACCUACACUCCAUCUCGUCCAACCCCUCUACUUCUUCGCCUUCACCGGCUUCUUGGCACCUUAUACCCUCACACCGAGCAACGUCUCCAGAAGUCUGAGGAAUCUACUUGGUACCCCAAGGUGAGUACCGACGUUGUAUCAAAUCUGGGCUGCCAUCGGAUUAUGAUCGGCAUCAGUAUCUGGCGGUUUAAUAAUCUUCCUCGCGUUCUGCUCGAACAGACGAAUUGUGACAAGUACGCUGGCGAUGGGUGUCGCGUUGUACUGCAUCAGAUACCACACGUACGUGCUACAAAUGCAUAGCUUUCCUGGUGGAGACAGAGCUGAAGCAAUGUUCUGCUCCGAUCUGCAGCAUCCUACAUCGCUUCCUGUUGGCUGAUAACCGGCACUACACCUUCUACGUGCUGCGCCGGAUCGUCAAUCGAUUCCCAGCCGCACGGUACCUGCUUGCGCCAGGGUACAUAUUCGCAGGGCGAUUGUUCCUUGAUGUAGUCAGUGAGUAGCACCUAUUCACUCCUGAGUUGAAGUGAAGGCUGACAUUCGGCUCGACUGCACUAUCCUCUCCAGUCGAAGCGAGUUCAUUCCGGCUUCUCGAGGCCCUAGGACUGGCCCUCACGACCCUGCUCGUCAUCAUCCCAAGUCCACUUAUCGAACCUCGCUACUUCCUCAUCCCUUACGUCCUCAUACGACUCCACAUACGCCCUCGAACACAGAGAGCGGUAUGGAUGGAGGGCUUGCUUUACGGGCUCGUGAAUGCGGUCACGAUGUGGGUUUUCGUUCAGCGACCCUGGACGCGGAUCACGAAUGAAGGGGUUGUGGAUGUGGCUAGGUUCAUGUGGUAA
This is a messenger RNA of Microbotryum saponariae, 2065 nucleotides long. Lineage: Eukaryota; Fungi; Basidiomycota; Microbotryomycetes; Microbotryales; Microbotryaceae. The record is from the annotation of a GenBank genome assembly.